This is a messenger RNA of Entrophospora sp. SA101, 1277 nucleotides long. The record is from the annotation of a GenBank genome assembly. Lineage: Eukaryota; Fungi; Glomeromycota; Glomeromycetes; Entrophosporales; Entrophosporaceae.
AAGCUGAUUUAAAUUCAAAUGUCAUUUUUCUCUCAACAAUUAUCAGCCACGAAAAUGAUAGUUGGAAGAAGAAUUUACGGUUACCUCCUAAAGAUAUAAGACCACAAACUGAAGAUGUAACAGCUACAAAGGGAAAUGAAUUUGAAGAUUACUUUUUGAAACGAGAAUUACUAAUGGGGAUAUUUGAAGCAGGAUUUGAACGACCAUCACCUAUUCAAGAAGAGUCGAUACCUAUCGCCCUUACCGGUCGUGAUAUCUUGGCGAGAGCUAAAAAUGGCACUGGUAAAACUGCAGCUUUUGUGAUUCCAUCGUUAGAGAAAAUCAAUACUAAAAAACCAAAAAUUCAAGCAUUAUUACUCGUUCCAACAAGGGAGUUGGCCUUACAGACAUCACAAGUUUGCAAAAGUCUUGGUAAACAUAUGGGUGUUCAGGUGAUGGUAACAACUGGUGGUACAACAUUAAAAGAUGAUAUUUUACGUUUAUCUGAAACUGUGCAUAUUGUUGUUGGGACACCUGGUCGUAUUUUGGAUUUGGCCGGUAAAGGUGUUGCAGAUUUUAGUGAGUGUCCAACAUUCGUAAUGGACGAGGCUGAUAAGUUGUUAAGUCCGGAGUUCUCUCCAAUUGUUGAACAAUUAUUAGGAUAUUUUCCAAAAAAUCGCCAGAUAAUGUUAUACAGUGCUACAUUUCCUUUAAUUGAGAAAUAUCUUGUGAAGCCAUAUGAAAUUAAUUUAAUGGACGAGCUAACUCUUCGCGGUGUAACACAGUACUAUGCAUUUGUAGAAGAGAGACAAAAAGUACAUUGUCUUAAUACUCUAUUCUCGAAGUUACAAAUCAAUCAAUCGAUUAUUUUUUGUAAUUCAACAAAUCGAGUCGAACUUCUAGCUAAAAAAAUUACUGAACUUGGAUACUCUUGUUUUUAUAGUCACGCCAAAAUGUUACAAAGUCAUCGUAAUCGUGUUUUCCAUGAUUUUAGAAAUGGCGUCUGCCGUAAUUUAGUAUGUUCAGAUUUGCUUACCCGUGGUAUUGAUAUUCAAGCGGUAAACGUGGUAAUUAAUUUUGAUUUUCCAAAGAAUGCUGAAACAUACCUUCACCGCAUUGGUAGAUCUGGUCGUUUUGGUCAUUUGGGCCUUGCGAUUAAUCUCAUUACCUAUGAAGAUCAUAGCAUUGGACAUGGACAUUGGAUAUGUAUUGGGACAAUGUCCAACAUAUUAAUAUUAUGUCCACAAGAUGCAUUGGACAAUGUACAGCAUUGUCCAAUGCCAACCCUGCUUCUGUGA